GGGGUGGGGUGCAGUUUUCCUCUUCAGACCCCUCCCGUGCAAUGCCAAAGCCUCGGGGGCCAGCAGAUUCAGCUCCUAAGCCUGUCCAACCAGUUGUUUGGGAGAAAGGGGGCGCGUGGGAGGGGCAGCAGGAGGUGCCAGAAGCAGCCUCCCCCGGCCCAGCACACACAACGGAGCCUCUGGGGCUCUGGAUGCUGCAGACAGAUCCUCGGACAGACAGACAGUUGGACGCUUGGCCUGGCCAUGAGGCUCAGCGGGGGACAGGCUUCUCUUCUGAUGGCACUGUUGCUGCUGCUGAACUGCCUCCAUCCGGGACGAGUCUGGCUACGCCCCCAGCUCUCAAGUGCCACCCUGGCAGGGAGACUUACCCAGUCCACCUUCACACCGCAGCAGCCGCGGGGCCAGUUCAGUCACCCUAACAUCGCCGACUUGGACGCCAUCUGGCUGCUGUUGGCCCACAGCGAUGCCACCCAGAGCUUCACUGCCCCACAGAGGAUGGAGGACACCCCGGUCCCUGCCAACUUGCCCCAGAGGGGCUGCUACGUCACGCUGAGGGCCAACAGAGCGCUCUACGAUGGCCGCUACUCCCCGAUGACAAGGGGCUGCCACCACCCCCUGCCGGGCCCGGGCCCCUACCGAGUGAAGUUUCUGGUGGUGAGAGACAGGGGACCCGCGGCUGAGACUGAGUGGUCCAAUGAGACCCGCCUGCAGCAAGCCGAGGCGCUCCAGGCUGCCCCAGGGCCCCAGAGCGCGGGCCCCGUGGUCAUCGCUGCCAUCCUGUCCGUCCUGCUGGCUGCCCUCCUCACCGCCCUCCUGACCCUGCUCAGCUACGCCUGCUACGACACCUGUGGGAGCACGGCCAUCUCUGGCCCAGGGGAGCUGGCAUGCAUGAGAAGAUAUAACACCCACCACAUGUUCAGCCCUUCAGCCGAGGGGGGCUCCUGAGAGGCUCCAGGGGGCCCCCAUCUGCCCCUCUGCCUCGCCCCUGGUCCAGGCUGCAGAGCAUGGGCUGGGGGCGCGCCCUGCUGCUUCAGAGCCCUGGGAGAGAGUGUUUCCAAAGAAGGAAGCGGGGGAGGGUGUCCUUAGUCCAAAGCUUGGGCCUGUCCCUGUCAGAAAUAAAUGUCCCCAUUAUUGGGGACAGCCCCCUGAAUGGCUGUGUCAUGGUGCACCUGGGCAGUCUCCCUGCAUCCCUUUCCCCAGCUCCUCCUGGGAGGAUACAGCAACCGGGGGUGAAGCCCAGGGUGCUAGGCCAGUUGAGCCAUCGGGGCAGGGCAAGCCUCUCUUCUGGCCUCAAUGGCCUUGUCUGUAAAGUGAGGAUGAUUCCAGUGGUCCCACUGGGCCCGCUGAGGCUAAACCAAGGAGGUGAUCGUGCUCACCUGCCCUACGUGUCUGGCACUUGCUGC
Messenger RNA from Kogia breviceps (pygmy sperm whale), 1403 nucleotides. The record is from RefSeq and is a predicted model, not a curated record. Lineage: Eukaryota; Metazoa; Chordata; Mammalia; Artiodactyla; Physeteridae.